GCGGCGGCCCGAGGCGAGCGGAAGUGAUGGAGCCGGCCAAGAUGGCGUCUCCCAAGAGCGCGCCCAAAGACGCGCAGGUGAUGGCGCAGAUCCUGAAGGACAUGGGCAUCACGGAGUACGAGCCGCGCGUCAUCAACCAGAUGCUGGAGUUCGCCUACAGGUAUGUGACCACUAUACUGGAAGAUGCAAAAAUCUACUCGAGCCACGCAAAGAAAUCCACUGUCGAUGCAGAUGACGUGAGGUUGGCAAUCCAGUGUCGAACAGACCAGUCAUUUACAUCUCCACCUCCAAGGGAUUUCUUGUUAGAUAUUGCAAGGCAGAAAAAUCAGACGCCGUUGCCAUUGAUAAAGCCUUAUUCUGGACCCAGGCUUCCACCUGACAGAUACUGCUUGACAGCUCCCAACUACAGACUGAAGUCCUUACAGAAGAAGGUCUCUUCCUCUGCAGGGAGAAUAACAGUCCCUCGCCUGAGUGUGGGUGCUGUGAGCAGCAGGCCCAGCACUCCUACUUUAGGUACACCUUCAGCACAAACAGUAUCUGUCUCAACAAAAGUUGGCACUCCAGUGUCACUGACCGGUCAGAGGUUCACCGUACAGAUCCCGUCUUCUCAGGCAGCAGUCAAGUCAGCCACACCAACUACUCCGACAGUUCAGAAUGUUCUAAUUAAUCCUUCAUUAAUUGGACCAAAGAACAUUCUUAUUACUACAAAUAUGGUAUCAUCACAGAAUACACCUAAUGAAUCAAAUCCCUUGAAAAGGAAGCAUGAGGAUGACGACGACUAUGAUAACUUGUGAAGAGACUGUCCUGCAGUGAUUCGUAUUGAGCCUGACAAGAUUUCUGCCAAGAGUUCUUUGUAAAGGGGGUGAGAGCAUGUAAAUACUCUGCUAAUAUGCGGUUGCGUGUGGUGUGAGAGAGAGGUCCUUGCCUGUGGAAAGAUGAAAAAGCACCUCAUCUUUUUCUGUGGCCCAUAAUGUCUUUUGAACCCCAGCAGCAGUGGUGAGUGCUGGUUACUGUUGCACAGAACAGCCCUCACACCUCUUCUGUCGCCUUAUUUCUGACAGAUGUGGCUGUGUCUCUGAAGCCUGCUGAGCCAGGUGCUGGUAGUACUGUUCCGUGCCUAGUAAAAAUCAUUUUCAGAAAACAUUGGGUGGUGGACAUAGGUAUUCAUUUCAAAUAACAUUAAAAACGGAGUCCUGCGCGGGGCGGGAUGUAGCUGGGGAGUGUCAGCCGGCGUUUGUUGUGGCGUUGUUUUUUUCCCCCAAACACAUUUGUUGCUUCUAUGUUGUGUUAGUUGCAUACACUUGUGCAGUUCCAGUGGGUGUGAAGACUAUCUCUUAACAGUAGAAAUGCAGACAAAAGGUAGAGGAGGGGUUUUCUGGAGAACACUUAGGCUGACCUCGCAUACCUCUUAAUCCAUGGGAACAUACCUACAUCAGGACCCACAACUCCAGUGUAAAGUUAGAGAAGACGUAAAAACCCAGCCCAGAUUUUUAUUUAUUUCCAAAGAGCUGCACCUCUGUCUGUUGUCAUUAAGCGUGUGUUUGUGUGUGUAUAAAGUGCCACUGUCACCGUGGCACUGGGGGAUCUGGCGAAGGGCAAAUCGCCUGAGCUUGACUUCGAGGGUCAGACUCAAAGCCUCGGGUACUUGCAGAUGCUUUUGUGUAUCGUGACCCCCAAGCCUGCCAUACUAAGAGACUGAUUAAAUUUAACAUUGUUGUAUAUAUUUAAAAAUAAAGCGGUGUGUGUUUGUA
Messenger RNA from Falco peregrinus (peregrine falcon), 1751 nucleotides. It is a transcript of the gene TAF9B, whose product is annotated as TATA-box binding protein associated factor 9b. Bases 27 to 794 code for a protein of 255 amino acids. Gene Ontology annotation, molecular function: transcription coactivator activity; protein heterodimerization activity; RNA polymerase II general transcription initiation factor activity. The transcript is spliced from 7 exons. Gene Ontology annotation, cellular component: SAGA complex; transcription factor TFIID complex. Gene Ontology annotation, biological process: RNA polymerase II preinitiation complex assembly; DNA-templated transcription initiation. NCBI's taxonomy places the organism in Eukaryota, Metazoa, Chordata, Aves, Falconiformes, Falconidae. The record is from RefSeq and is a predicted model, not a curated record.